ACAUGUGACAUCAGACUUUGCUUUUUGUGUGGCUGUGAUUCUUAAUAAAUAGUGUUUCAAGUUUCAAUAAAGCGAAUUACUGCAAUGUGACUUCGUUUGUUCCACAAAACUUUAUCAUUUUCAUUUGAGUGUAAUGUUAGAUUAUACCUUAUAGCAUAUUAAAUCCCCCUUUUGAUAAAUGCAAAAUUCUAGUCAAUUAAAUAUAAGACUUUAGUUGGGAUUCCAAGCACUGUUUAAUUAUAUAUACAUACAAAAAUAUAUAUAAGGAAAAUCAUAUCAUCGUCUUAGCAUGUUUAGCAGAAAUUAGUUGUGAAGUUAGGUGAUGAGUGCCAAUGAAACUGCAACUUUGGUAAACACCUGUUGCGAAAACGAAGUACAUGGUGCUUUGUCCAUUACUGGUAGUGAUAUUUCAGCUGAAGACAUUCCUUUAGUUCCUGAAGUUAUUUUCGAAACUACGUUGGAUUCCCCAGGGUUAAGUAGAGAAUCACAGCCACUUCUAGGAGGGCUUGAUGUCUCUUAUAACAGUUUUCCAGAUGAUCCAUCAUUUGCCGAUUUGGUGUGGCAAGCAGAAGUGGCCAUUGAUAAUGGAAUUUUUCCAGAAAGGAUAUCACAAGGUUCUAGUGGAUCUUAUUUUGUGAAAAAUCCUGCAGGGAAAUGUAUUGGAGUUUUCAAGCCAAAGGAUGAGGAGCCAUAUGGCCGUCUCAAUCCUAAAUGGACAAAAUGGAUGCAUAAAUUAUGUUGCCCAUGUUGUUUUGGAAGAUCUUGUCUAAUACCUAAUCAGGGGUACCUUUCAGAGGCCGCGGCUUAUUUAGUCGACGCUAAGCUCAAGCUAGAUAUUGUACCAAAAACUAGGGUUGUUAAGUUAGUUUCGGAGACAUUCAAUUAUCCUAGAUUUGAUCGGCAAAAGGCGAGAAUGAAAAGGGCUAUCAUGGAGCAAUUCCCAAAUGUUGGAUUGAGAUUUAACAGAAUUGGUUUACCCCCUAAGACUGGAUCAUUUCAAUUAUUUGUGGAUGGUUACAAAGAUGCAGACUACUGGCUCAGGAGAUUUGAACAGGAGCCUCUGCCGCCAAAGCUUGCCCAGAGGUUUCAGUUACAGUUUGAGAGAUUGGUGGUUUUAGAUUAUAUUAUACGUAACACUGAUAGAGGAAAUGAUAACUGGCUCAUAAAAUAUGAUUGUCCAACAUUGGCUAAUGGAACUUCUGCCAACACCGUCAGUGCCCAAGUUGAAUUGAUUGAUACCACAGAAUGGAAUUUGGUACAAUUACCUGAAAUCAGCAUUGCUGCUAUAGAUAAUGGUCUUGCCUUCCCUUACAAACACCCUGAUAGUUGGAGAGCCUACCCUUACUAUUGGGCAUGGCUAUCUCAAGCAAAAGUUCCUUUCAGCAAAGAAACUAAAGAUUUGGUGUUACCAUUAUUGUCUGACAUGAACUUUGUGCAGGACCUAUGUGAUGAUUUGUACCUUCUGUUUAAACAAGAUAAAGGAUUCGAUCGAAGUUUAUAUGAAAGACAAAUGUCUGUUAUGAGGGGCCAAAUUUUGAAUUUAACCCAAGCUCUCAAAGAUGGAAAAUCUCCUGUUCAGUUGGUACAAAUGCCUGCUGUGGUUGUUGAGAAGUCUCAGAGUCAGCACACUUCUAGAUUUUUCAACUUCACCCAACGCUUCCAGGAUAAGAGUCCAUUUUUCUCGUGGUGUUGAGCCAACUUUUAUCUGCUCUACAAUUCCUUAUAAUUUUAAAAUAUAAUUUGUGAUCAUAAAAUAACCUUAUAAUUUUAUUGUAUACAGUUGAAAACAAACAAGUUAAUUAAAUGGAUAAUUUAUUUAUUUAA
Messenger RNA from Coccinella septempunctata (seven-spotted ladybird), 1824 nucleotides. RefSeq names its product phosphatidylinositol 4-kinase type 2-alpha (gene Pi4KIIalpha). Gene Ontology annotation, molecular function: 1-phosphatidylinositol 4-kinase activity. Lineage: Eukaryota; Metazoa; Arthropoda; Insecta; Coleoptera; Coccinellidae. The coding region runs from base 323 to 1693 and encodes 456 amino acids. The transcript is spliced from 8 exons. The record is from RefSeq and is a predicted model, not a curated record. Gene Ontology annotation, biological process: phosphatidylinositol phosphate biosynthetic process; Golgi organization; endosome organization. Gene Ontology annotation, cellular component: endosome; trans-Golgi network; lysosomal membrane.